Trametes versicolor FP-101664 SS1 is the source of this 1614-nucleotide messenger RNA. RefSeq lists its product as uncharacterized. The record is from RefSeq and is a predicted model, not a curated record. Bases 1 to 1614 code for a protein of 537 amino acids. The transcript is spliced from 2 exons. NCBI's taxonomy places the organism in Eukaryota, Fungi, Basidiomycota, Agaricomycetes, Polyporales, Polyporaceae.
AUGGCCCCGGCUUCUUACUCUAGCUAUGUCGCAGCCAACGAGCACUCUCCGCAACCCUCCAACCUGGAGGCCGUUAUCGUCAUCUGCAUCGCUCUCGUCUUCGUGCUCUUCUGCUCUGGAACCGCCGCUCUCGUUGGCUGCUACCGUCGUCGCACUCAGGUCAAGCCUUACGCUCGCCGCACUCAGUCUCGGACUUCCACCCCGGUCAUGGUCGACCUCGAGCGACAGGCUUGCACCCCCGACGGCACCGAUGGCGGCAAGAACAGCCCGCGCUUCCUGACGUUCCCGCCGCUUGCUGUGUUGGCUCGCUCCUGGUCAGCCUCUGGGUCCCCUACUCUGGGCAAGCAAUCUCUGGAGCUCCCUCCUCCUGCGCUGGCUGUUGCUCCUUCGUCGCGUCUCCGGGAUUCUGUCCUUUGCAAGGUUCUCGGCCAGCUCACCUGGCCCGCUGUGGAUAACGACAAGUCUGGGAACAGGAAGUCGAGGCGCAUCGUCGACGUCGAGGCUGCCGCCGACAACAACUCCCCGCAGUACGUCCCGGAAUGGAUCCGCCCUCACCUUGCCCAGAUCAACGAGCAGUCCAAGCGCGAAUGGACGCUCUACACGCCCUCAGCCCCCAUCGUCGUUCCGCAGAUCGUCAUUUCCUGCGACGAGGUCGUCCCCGACACCCCCUCCAGCACCUACUCAGAUGACUCUACGGUAUCCGAGCUCGACACGCCCCCGCCCAUGACGCCGACCCUGUCCUCCCCGGUCAGCUUUUUCUUCCCGGCGAGCCCGUCGUUCUCGGUCCGCGCGUAUCUGCAGGUGCCGUCUCCCUCAUUCCAUGCGCCGCGUGAGGAGGCGAAGCCGGUGAUGAGGAACGUAUCGAACUUCUCGGGGAAGACCUUCGCUCUGGCGGCACCCACGGGGCGGUUCAGCAAGCUCAGGGAGCGACGCAUGAUGGUUCAAGCACAGGUUGUUAACAAUGUCAUCGAAGGCCAGCAGAAUCCGUCUUCCGCUACUCAAGCGACCGCCGUGGGCUAUCAGGUUGUGCACGGGUGCGGGACUGGUCCUAGGGUUCUUCGGGGUACGUCUGGCACCGUGGGCACCGCUCAAGUCACUGGGACUGGCGUGGUUGGGGUCGGCUUGGGUUUGCAACUUCGACCUCAGUUGGACUUUCAAGACUUUCACAACACCUCCGCUACCUCUGGUUCCUCUGGCGAUGACGCGACUCACGGGCCCCUUGGGUCGCUCGGCUUCGCAGGCUACUCGAGCAUGUCCAGCGUUCUCGAGGCCUCUCUCGCCGCCGACGUGGCUCUCCCUACUGCCCCUGCUAGCCCGGACGACGACCCCUACGCCGAUGCCUACGUCGCUAUCGCCGCCAGCGCACCCUCUGACGGCGAUGACCACGACAAGGGGCGGCCUGAACGCCUUGCACACCUCAUCGACGCAUUCGACUCGUCCGUUUCCCUCGCGAGCCUCGAGAGUGACAGCGCGCACGGCAAGCUCUGCGACAUCAUGGACGACUACCGCUACGACUACUUCGACGACUACCUCGACGGUGCCGAUGCCGACGAGUCCAUCAACAACGAGGUCGCCGUACACGAGCGCCACGCUGUCGUCGUCUAUGCUGUCUGA